Molecule: messenger RNA, 771 nt
Organism: Asparagus officinalis (garden asparagus)
Lineage: Eukaryota; Viridiplantae; Streptophyta; Magnoliopsida; Asparagales; Asparagaceae
Exons: 1
Coding region: 1-771 (256 amino acids)
Molecular function (GO): RNA-DNA hybrid ribonuclease activity; nucleic acid binding
Source: RefSeq, a predicted model, not a curated record
AUGCGACAUUAUUUGGUUGGGCAAAUCAUACAUGUCAUUUCUCAGGUCAAUCCUAUUCAGGUAUUCAUGACACAGCCUAGUGCAUUGAACUGGCGACUCGCCAGGUGGGCUUUGUUGCUUUCCCAAUAUGACAUCCACUUCAAACCUCAAAAAGCAGUGAAAGGUCAGGCUAUCUAUGACCUUAUGGCUAAUCAUCCGCUAAGAGAAAAGGCUGAAUUAUACCAGGACAUACCUGAUGAGACGUAUGAAGCAAACGUCGUCUCUAGAGAACAAGUAUGGCAACCUGAUGAGACGUAUGAAGCAAACGUCGUCUCUAGAGAACAAGUAUGGCAAUUGUACUUCGAUGGUGCAGUAAGGACAAGUUCUACUGGUCGGGUUAUAGCUGGAGUGGGGGUUGUCUUUAUCUCUCCCCAAAACCACAUACUCCUAUGCGUCAUUUCUCUAACAGAGCCGUAUUCUAACAAUGUGACAGAAUACAAUGCUUUGUUGGUUGGCUUGGAUAUAGCCAAACAGUUGGGGGUGAAACGUUUAGAAGCAUACGGUGAUUCUCAACUCAUUGUUAAUCAAAUGAAGGGAGAAUAUGAGGUUAGGAAUGAAGAUCUCAUUCCUUACCAUGCCGCAGCAAUCGCAUUGGCCUAUUCCUUUGAGGGCUUCUAUAUUGACCAUAUACCCCGUCGUAAGAAUACAUAUGCUGAUGCAUUGGCGUCACUUGCGGCUACUUUAGCUCUACCUAAAGGGACUACCCAGCAGGUCACAGUAACAAGCAGAUAA